GCGGGCGCAGGGUGAUGACGAUUUAAUGUUAUGCUAAACACGACGUGCUAAACACAACCUGAAAUUCCCUUGUUUCAUUCAUUUGUUCUAACUAUCAAAAUGGCUAAGAUGAAUAAGGGUCCGAAAGCGAACGUAUCGUGGGUGAAACCAGCAGAGCCGUCAUUUUUAAAGAAAUUCAAGAACGAUGUUGGAUUUAAGGAAGGACCCACCAUUGAUACCAAGGUAUUUCGCUAAUGUGCUAGCUAGCCUAUGGAAAAUAGACUAGGUGGCACGUAGAGCUACAGUAUAUCUGUGGAUAUAUGGCAAGCCCACUGGAGAUCUACUCUAUGUGCAGGUUGUUGUUCAAGCCCUGCUCUAACACCUUGAUUCAGCUAGUCAAGGAACGUAAUUAGCUAACUCUACAGGAGAGUUGACCACCCUCCAAAAUAUUUGUUUUUCUCUCACAGAAUUCAAUUCCUUGACUACUAUAGAUAUUUCAUUGACAUGAAGGGCUAUUUUUUGCAGAUAUGUGUACUUUUAACAUGGACAGGGAGGCUGGCAUGAUGUCAAUAUGGUGAUAUUCAACCGUGUCUCCUUUCCUGCAGCGUCUAGAGAUGCCAGCCUUGGAGGAUGACAGUGGCAGUGAUCGUGAAGAUGAGUUGCCUCAAGUUGUCAUUCUCAAAAAGGGAGAUCUGAGCGCUGAAGAAGUGUUACAGAUAAAAGGGGUAAAGGAUGGUACAGAAAAAGGUAAGAACAAUUAAUUGUACAAAUAAAUCUGAUUUUAAAAGCCUAAACUAUCAAGGGAACUUGGUGUUAAUUGGCGUGUGUGUCUGUACUGCGUGUGUGUCUGUACUGUGUGUCUGAACUUAAUCUGCCUCUUCUCCUUGCUGCCUACAGAAGACAAGCCUCCUGCGGACGGCAAGAUCCUGUUCAAGAAGCCCACGAAGCGCUCCUCAGACAAGUUCCAGGGCAUCACCGCCAGCUCUAGCAAGAAGAAGAAGAGUGAAGGAAAGAGUGAAGGAAAGAGUGAAGGAGAAGAUGAAGAGAAAAAGGAGAAGUCUGAAAAGAAGGUGAAAAACAAGAGUCUUCUCUCUUUCGGAGAGGAUGAGGAUGAGGACUAGAAGCUAAUUCACUGAGGGAGUUCAGACUAGAGCAAUCAACCACUCAUCAGACUAGAGCAAUCAACCACUCAUGGAUUAUGGAACUGAUCUACUGCGGUUGUUGGCUUUUACUAUGGGCAAAAAGACCCAACGUAGAAUAGCUCCACAUUGUAGUUUGUCCCACUAGACCAGGGUUCUUCAAUUCCGGUCCUGGAGGGCCGAAACACCUCUGUUUUUCAUCCUCUCCUUCUAAUC
Molecule: messenger RNA, 1334 nt
Organism: Coregonus sp. 'balchen'
Lineage: Eukaryota; Metazoa; Chordata; Actinopteri; Salmoniformes; Salmonidae
Source: the annotation of a GenBank genome assembly